This is a messenger RNA of Cavenderia fasciculata, 1323 nucleotides long. RefSeq lists its product as uncharacterized. The record is from RefSeq and is a predicted model, not a curated record. Bases 1 to 1323 code for a protein of 440 amino acids. The transcript has a single exon. Lineage: Eukaryota; Evosea; Eumycetozoa; Acytosteliales; Cavenderiaceae.
AUGGAUAAUAAUAAUAAUAAUAAUGAAUCACAAGUAGAAGAAGAAAAGCAAAAACAAAGACAACUAGAUCUACAACAACUAUUCAAACAACAACAACAACAACAAAGACAACAAAGACAACCAAUAAAGAUUGAUCAAGUCAUAUGUAAAAGAGUUUGGAAUAAUGUAGUAAUUAGAAGAUUGAUCUAUUCAAAGAUUAGAGAAUGUGUACCGAUAUCGGAAGAGAAUAGGGUCAAGUUAAAGAGUCACUUUGCUCUCGCUAUGCAACAGUAUAAAACGGACCCUCAUCGUUUUGUACAGCUCGAAGGUAAUAGGAGGUUCUAUCAAUGUCCAGUGAUCACUGUAGACCUCUUUAAAGUCCACUACCAGUACUUUCACAAGUAUGGAGCGGCACUCGAGAGCGGAUACGAUGUCAUUGAUCUCGUCUCUGGUAACCCUCGUAACAUGGUAGACACUUGGUUUUUUCGCAAGGUGUGCGAAUUCUUAAAAGGCAACAAUAAGGGCAAAGACAAGGAUAUGAUCAUCCCCAAAAGCCCCUUUUAUACAUGGGACAAUAUAAUGGUAUCUAAUAAUGUAGAGUUGUACAACUAUGCCAAGACAGUGAUGCCGAUGCCCGACACUAAAGGGUUGAAGCAAAUGUUGUAUGUUGUGACGAGUCCGCCACGGGCUAUCCCACACUACUCCUCCUAUGGAACGAUUACGAGACCGUCAGGCACCAAGUUGUUAAAGGCACUACUACAAGACCUCAGAUUAAUCGACCCACAAGAGACACAGUGGUUGGAGUGGUGUGAUUACGGACAGUUGGCGGCAAAAGGAUUAACGGAUAUUAUGGAGACCAUCCACAAGUAUGCAGGUGACUAUUAUGUACCUACGUAUAACGUUUUCAUGGUGCAAGCCAUUCAAAACAAGCAAAUCGAAUCGAUUCGAUUCCUAUACAAAGUCAACAAGAUGCCAAUUGGACAGAGGUCAAUGUAUGAGGCUGCUCAUACUUGCGACCUCCCCUUCCUCAUUGCGCUACACAACAUCGAGCCUGAAGCUGGCCGUCUAUACACCCUCUUCCUCCAUGUCAUGAGUUCAAGCUUUUCACAUGGACCAAUGCGUUUCUCGCCCCACCAAACACAUUGGCAAACCUUUCAACAAGAGUUUUACCAACUUGGCAAACAACUCAACUACAUUGACACCAAUCUUCAACACCAAAUAGACACCAAACAGCCAUUCAAAUACCAACCCAAAACUAUUCAACAACACUUUAAAAUAUUUCAACAAUCAAAUGUAGAUGAUUCAUCUAUACCAACUUUAUCAUUCUCAUCAUUUGAUGAUUAA